UCGAAUCCGGAAGUGGCGGCGGAGCGGCCACGUGAGAGGCGGCGGGGACAUGGCCCGGGGACCGGGACCGGGACCGGGACCGGGACCCGCCCGUGGACCGCGGCAGAAACCAGGACCGGGACACAAACAGGGACAGAGACCGGGAUCGGGGCAGAAACAGGGCCGGGGACCAGGACCAGGACAGGGACAGAAACCGGGACAGAGACCAGGGCAGAAACCGGGACCGGGACAGAAAGCGGGACCGAGAUCGGAACAUGGACAGGCUGUUCCGCGGCGCAGCAGGAAGGAGAGGAAGGUGGACAACAUGAAGCCCAAGCACCCCGAGGAGCAGGAGAUCCCGUUCCGCCUGCGGGAGAUCAUGCAGAGCCGCGAGGCCAUGAAACGCCUGGGCCAGGGGAAGAGGAAGGCAGCAGAGAAGAAACAGCAGCAGAAGCCCAAAUCCAAGGGGGACAUCCCGGUGCCCAGGUUCCGGAGGGGGAAGGGGGAGUCGGAGCGUUCCUACAUCUGCCGCAUGGAGCAGGAGGUGCAGCACGUCCUGUUCCUCACGGAGAACCAGCUCCAGCGGGAGCCUGAGCGGGAGGACACGGCUCCAGAGAAGUCCCAGAGGAAAAAAGAGUUUCAGAAAAAGAAGCUGGAAAAAGCUCGGAAGAAGAAGGAGGAGAAGAAGGCGGACAUGCUGGAGAAGAGCCUGUUCCAAGACACGGUGGCGUUUGGGGAGGUGGUGACACAGCCGCCCACCAUCACCUCGCGGCCCCGGGGACGGGGUCCUGCCAAGCAGGCUGGACGGAAGCGGCUCCUUCUGACACCUCGGCUGGGCCGGAGCCAGGCAUCCCCUGUGUCCCCAGUGUCCCCAGUGUCCCCGGUGAUGUCCAUGGCUCGCCGGCGCAUCGUGGAGGAGGAGCGGGCACGGGUCAUCCAGGCCUACAGGGACAUCCAGAGGCGGAAACAGCUCCAACGGGAGCGUUCCCAGGCUGGGCACAGGGCCCCGCACUGAGCCCACCUGGAGGGGCUGUGCAUUCCUGGUCCCUCUGCAGGUACCCCAGGACUCGAAGGGGACAUUGUUGUGAUGCUCUCCUGUUGCUGCUGAGCCCUGGGACUCCCACAGACUCCCUGGAGUGGGGUCCUUGCGGUGCCAUGGACCUGCUUGGAGUAAAAGUGCCAGUGGGAGCUGA
Messenger RNA from Chiroxiphia lanceolata (lance-tailed manakin), 1172 nucleotides. RefSeq names its product coiled-coil domain containing 137 (gene CCDC137). Bases 50 to 994 code for a protein of 314 amino acids. Lineage: Eukaryota; Metazoa; Chordata; Aves; Passeriformes; Pipridae. The transcript has 6 exons. The record is from RefSeq and is a predicted model, not a curated record.